Messenger RNA from Chinchilla lanigera (long-tailed chinchilla), 1617 nucleotides. It is a transcript of the gene Ffar4, whose product is annotated as free fatty acid receptor 4. The record is from RefSeq and is a predicted model, not a curated record. Gene Ontology annotation, molecular function: peptide binding; G protein-coupled receptor activity. The coding region runs from base 154 to 1242 and encodes 362 amino acids. The transcript is spliced from 3 exons. Lineage: Eukaryota; Metazoa; Chordata; Mammalia; Rodentia; Chinchillidae. Gene Ontology annotation, biological process: G protein-coupled receptor signaling pathway. Gene Ontology annotation, cellular component: membrane.
CAGCUCCCUAAGCCCAGAGCGGGCGUUCCUCCGGCGGGAGGGGGCCAGAGGGGAGAUGUCGCAACCACCGCCCUCCUCUUUCCCCGCCUUGGCACUCUGUCACCUCCCAGAGGAGCGCGCUGGCACACCGGUGCUGGCGGCCCUGCGCCCGGCAUGUUCCCCGAGUGCGCGCGGACGGCGGCGAGCACCGGCCCCCCGCGCAGCCCGGAGCAAGCCAACCGCACGCGUUUUCCUUUCUUCUCCGACGUCAAGAGCGACCACCGGCUGCUGCUGAGCGCCGUGGAGACCACUGUGCUGGCGCUCAUCUUGGCGGUGUCCCUGCUGGGCAACGCGUGCUCCCUGGUGCUGGUGGCGCGAAGACGGCCUCGCGGCGGCACCGCUAGCCUAGUGCUUAACCUUUUCUGCGCGGACCUGGUCUUCACCAGUGCCAUCCCGCUGGUGUUAGUCGUGCGCUGGACCGAGGCCUGGCUGCUGGGCCGCGUCGUCUGCCACCUGCUCUUCUACGUGAUGACCCUGAGCGGCAGCGUCACCAUCCUCACGCUGGCCGCGGUCAGCCUGGAGCGCAUGGUGUGCAUCGUGCGCUUACAGCGCGGCGUGCGCGGUCCGGGGCCGCGGGCUCAGGCCGCGCUGCUGUCGUUCAUCUGGGGCUACUCGGCGCUCUCCGCCCUGCCCCUCUGCAUCUUCUUCCAAGUCGUCCCGCAGAGGUUUCCCGGCGCCGACCAGGAGAUCCCGAUUUGCACACUGGUUUGGCCCAGCAUUGCUGGAGAGAUUUCGUGGGAUGUGUCUUUUGUCUCUCUGAACUUCCUGGUGCCGGGGCUGCUCAUUGUGAUCAGUUACUCCAAAAUUUUACAGAUCACGAAGGCAUCACGGAAGAGGCUCACCAUGAGCCUGGCAUACUCAGAGAGCCAUCAGCUCCGCGUGUCACAGCAAGACUUCCGGCUCUUCCGCACCCUCUUCUUGCUCAUGAUCUCCUUCUUCAUCAUGUGGAGCCCUAUCAUCAUCACCAUCCUCCUCAUCUUGAUCCAGAGCUUCAGGCAAGACCUGGUCAUCUGGCCGUCCCUUUUUUUCUGGGUGAUGGCCUUCACAUUUGCCAACUCAGCCCUAAAUCCCAUCCUCUACAACAUGUCGCUGUUUAGGAACGAAUGGAGGAAAAUUUUUUGCUGCUUCAUGCUCCCAGAAAAGGGAGCCAUUUUUACAGACACGUCUGUCAGAAGAAAUGAUCUAUCUGUUAUUUCCAGCUAGUUAAGAUUUUCUCUAGGCAGAUUCUCUCUGGUGAGUCACAGUGUGUAUUUAAAAGGAAUUAAUUUCCACAACCAUCUACCCUGCUUUAGGAAAAUCUAACCUAUGCAAAUACACAUCUAUGGCAUGGGAAAAUUAAGGGAUGAUGAUCCAGUACAAAAAUAUUUUUCUUUUAUAAAAGGGUCUAUUAGGGGUUCCUUUUAAAUAUGAUUUUUUCAGUGUUUGUAAUAUGAUUGAAGUUAAUAAAUUGUUACUUAUAACUGUUCAGCAGUCACAUCUCCUACAUAUAAAAGCCACACCUUAUGGUUUUAAAAUUGAGUCUUGAAUCAGAUUCAAGAUUCAGAUUUCUCCUUUAUUUUUAUUUUUUUAGAGACAAGG